Messenger RNA from Poecilia latipinna (sailfin molly), 1215 nucleotides. RefSeq names its product protein FAM111A-like. Gene Ontology annotation, biological process: DNA replication. The transcript is spliced from 4 exons. The record is from RefSeq and is a predicted model, not a curated record. Gene Ontology annotation, cellular component: chromatin; nucleus. Lineage: Eukaryota; Metazoa; Chordata; Actinopteri; Cyprinodontiformes; Poeciliidae. The coding region runs from base 25 to 1215 and encodes 396 amino acids.
UGUUCACUAGAAGCCAAAAAAACAAUGGCUCCCAAGAAGCAAAAGAUGGAAGAAAACCAGCAAGAUACAAGAGGCUUUUUCACAAAGCAAGAUAUGAAUUCAACUAAGGUGAAGAAAGAAAGGAAGGAAGAUGAUGAAACUUCAACGGAUGACCAUCUUCAUCGCUUCGGCGUCAAAUUUGGUUCGGAUCCCCAGAAAUACACCACUGACUGUGAAAAACCAUGCACUGUACUUGAGGUGAUAAAAUCAAAGCAUUUCACAAAUUAUCAAAAAGAAAUAGAGAAACCAGGGGAGAAAAAGAGGUUAGAAGAAAAUGUCAUCAUAAAGGUGGGUGAAGGGAACGAUUCCUACAUUGUUGCAACACAUUUCCCUUGUUCUUGUUUACCACCCAAAAUGUGUCUGACAAUAUCUACAUCAAAUAAUGUCAUAGAGAAAAAGCAGCAACAGGUCAGAGUUCUCCCAAGAGAAAAAUAUUCUGUUUUCUUCAUAGAUAAAGAAGGAGGGAAGGACAGCAAAUCCAAAACUGAUAUGAUAUUUAGAUGUAAGAAUAUUCAGCAGCAGUUUAGGUAUUUCUGUGUUUAUGGGACAAAAGGGAUGACAGUGGAGGAAGCUUUAAGACGGGAUGGUCGCUUUCUUGAUGGCCUCACAAACUUCACAUUGUCUGAUAACAGGACUGGAGACGUUACAAACUGUACAGAAAUAGUUGACAACCUAGAUGGGAGGAAAUUCCAGAUACGUCUUCCAAGGAAGGGGAAAACAAAAGCAACAAAUCCAUCACAAGUAGUUCAAGAGCAAGACUCGACACAACAGACCAGCCAGGAGGAGGAAAAUGCUUCUGCAUCACCCAAAGUACAGAACAUUGAAGUUACAAAGGUUCUAGAGAAUGCAGCAAAGAAUGGUGUCAGUGUAAAGGCAUCAAUAGAAGAAUUAAAUAUUCAAAUUGACCUUAAUGAGAUCAAUGACCUUCUGCGGAAGCAGUUCCCAAAACUGAAAGCAUGGAUGGAGAGUAGAUUUCCUGGCCGUUCCUUUGAGAAAACCCUGAAACUGAAACGGGAGAACUUUGGAAAGAUCCAGAAUUCCUUUAGUGAAGUUCACACUGUGAGAGGGUUGCUGGACCUCAGCAAGUCCAUUUGUCUUCUGAUGAUGGAGGAGAAGAAUAAUUCAGGUUUAACUGAGUUAAAGAAAACUGUGCAUGUAGUCCGCACUCUCCAGUAG